GAGACUUUUUGGCAAUAAACCUGCCUGCUUCAUAAAGUGGUCUUAUUUUUCUUUUUGUGUUCUUUCAACUCUCAUUAAUUCAAUCAUUAUUCGACUUCAUUCUCUUCUAGUCCAACAGGCAACAGCCAAAGAAAGAAGGGAGAAAAGCCCAGCAAAAAAUGUCAGCAGAUGUGGCUUUGCAAUUCCUGCUAAACCACAUCACCCAAAUACUCGAUUAUAACUAUCACUUGAUCGCGGAUGUGCCGGAGAACAUCAAAUCCCUGCGAAACGAACUGGAGUAUCUGAAAUGUAUCGUGGAGGAUUUCGAACGGUACAAUCGGGACAGCGAUUACGUCAAGAAAGUGGUCAAGGACAUCAGGGUGCUCACUUGCCAAGCUGAGGACGCCAUCGAGUCUUUCAUACUUCAGGCGGCGGAGCAAAGCUCAAGAACUGGUGCUUCCAAAGUGAUCCAUAAUUUUGCCGAUAAGCUGAAACUGCGCCGGGAAACCGGAGUUGAGAUCAACUCUAUUAUUGAAGCAAUCAAGAAGAUCAGAGCCGACCAUGUUCCCCACGCCAAUGACUCCUUGCUCAAUCAGGCUUUGACCUCCGAUGCUCAACCUGUGGAGCCCAAGGAGCGGCCUAAAGUUGAGGAGGAGCAUGUGAUCGGCUUCGAAACGGCAGCUAAAGAUGUGGAAAAACUUCUCACAAAAGGUCCUGAGCAAUUGCAGGUUGUUUCCAUAGUUGGAAUGCUUGGUUUAGGGAAGACUACACUUGCUAAUAAAGUUUUUAAGGACCUCAAAGUUGAUUAUGAGUACAUGAUUCGUGCUUUUGUCUACAUUUCAAAAGAUUACAAGAAGAGGGAUGUGUUCUUGGAAAUUUUGAGUUCGUUUACCCAAGUCAGUGAUGAUGUCAAAGAGAAGAAAGUAGAAGAUUUGCAAGACUAUCUCUACAAACAAUUAGAGGGGAAACAAUACCUGAUUGUUUUAGAUGAUGUUUACGAACCAGAGGAUUGGGAUGAAUUCAAGCGCGCCUUUCCUAACAACGAGACACGUUGCAGAGUUUUGAUAACUACUCGAAAUGAAAAGGUCGCAGAGUACACAAAUCCAGAAGGGCGUCCUUACAAAUUAGAUUUCUUGGACUUAGAAAAGAGUAGAGAGUUACUAUGCUGGAGGGUUUUCCAAAAGAAUAGUUGCCCUGAUGAGGAGUUUGUCAAGUAUGAAAUAGAAAUCGCCAAAAAGUGCGCUGGAUUACCAUUGGCCAUAGUGGUUAUUGCGGGUAUUAUUUGGAGACAUAGGAACAAUAUUAAAUGGUGGAAGAUCGUGACUGAGAGUGUGAAGGAUUACAUAGCCACGGAUGACAAAGAAACUACCAAGGUCUUAGACAUCAUGUAUAAGCACUUGCCGAACUACUUGAAGCCGUGUUUUCUUUAUCUUGGAGUCUUUCGCGAGGACUUUGAGAUUCCUGUGUGGAAAUUGAUACGUAUGUGGGUUGCAGAAAAGCUCAUUCAAACAACUGGGGAUUCAAACUUGGAGGACAUGGCAGAGAUAUACUUGGAAGAGCUCGUUUAUAGAAACUUGGUGAUGGUUGGAAAGAAAAGAACAAAUGAGAAAAUCAAAACUUGUCGAAUUCAUGACACCCUUCGAGAGUUUUGCAAGAAGGAAGCUGCUAAGAAUAAUCUUUUCCAGGAAAUGAUGCAGGAUAAAUCUUCCUUCUGCUUAGCAGGCAACUCAUCUUUGGAAACUUGUCGCCGCAUUUGCCUCAACAAUGUAGACAUUUCGGAAUAUUUGUCUAAAAAGCCAUCUGGUAAGUGUGUUCGCUCUUUCUUAACUUUCUACAAAGAUAAGAAAACCGUGAAACAAAAACUUGCACCUCGCAUCCCAAAAUCCUUCAAGCUUCUCAGGGUUUUGGAAGUUCAAUCCCUAAUGUUCACGUGCCUCCCGACUGAACUGUACGAUCUUGGUCUUUUAAAAUAUAUAGCCAUAUCUUCCAACUAUUCAAAAAUCCCUCAGGAAUUUUCUGACUUGGUAUACCUGCAAACACUCAUAGUAAAUACAACAUCUUCUAGCCUUGAGAUCAAAGCAGACAUUUGGAAGUUACCAGAGUUUAGGCAUUUGCAUACUAAUGUGCCUACCAAUUUACCAAGCCCAAAGGAGGACGCCAGAGGAGGUGAUAGUGUCCAAACCCUAUCCACCAUCUCUCCUGAAAGUUGCCGAAAGGAAGUUUUCGAGAGAACUCCCAAACUCAGAAAAUUGGGAAUUCGUGGGGUGUUAACUAGGCUUUUCCAGACUCAUGAUAAUCCUAGUGUAUUUGGGUAUCUUCAAACAUUAGAAUGCCUUGAAACACUGAAACUGCUGAAUGAUGAUACAACCUCAGAAACCUCCAAACUGUACGGCCUUCCUCCUCACAACAGCUUUCCCAAACAGUUAAGAAAGCUUACUUUGAUGAACACGCAACUGGAAUGGACAGAGAUGACUACAUUAGGAGAGUUAAAGCAUCUUGAGGUUCUCAUACUGAAGGAAUUUGCAUUUCAAGGGAACUCAUGGAAGACCGCAAAAGGGGGUUUUACCCGUCUCAAAUACUUGUACAUUGGACGCAUGGAUUUGGUGGCUUGGGAAGGGGCAUCAACAGAACAUUUUCCACAACUCAGGAGUCUAGUACUCAAAAACUGUGAAUCGCUUCAAGCUAUUCCUCGCGGCUUGGAAGAUAUUCCCAGUCUUAAUUCAGUGAUCCUUCAUUGCACCAAUACCGCAGUGGCUUCCUCCGCCAGGAAACUUCAGCUGUUGAAGAUAGACCAAGCAAAAAAGGACAACACAGACAGCAUCCUCAAGCUCUCAAUAUAUCCCCCAGAUCACUGAAUGUUGUAGAAUGCGAUUCUUGAUCAGAUCACUCAAUGUGAGGAAUUGUUGCAGGAACAGCUUUGAUGGCAACAGAAAUAAGAUCGAGAAUCGCUAGCAUUUGAAUCAGCUCUGUACUCUUAUGUUUCAGUUUCUUUUGUCUUCAUAAUUUCACGUCGGCAAUCAAAUUUGUGUGUUACAUUUUAGUGAACUAAACUCAUGUUUCCUUUGGAGAACAAUUUCAGCUUUCAUUUUCUUGCGUCUGCUAUGCUGUUAAUUAAUUUAGUUUCUUUCAUAAAUAUGAUUAACAUACACUUAUCAAAUAAUUAUUCGGUUUGUUGCACUAAAAUAAUACAACAAACUGGACAUCAUCUUGACAUGGAGGGACUCAAGCUCGGCCUGUUCAAUUUUGUUUUCUUCCAUGGUGAACUGUUUGAACAAAACAAGUGUAAAA
Oldenlandia corymbosa var. corymbosa is the source of this 3267-nucleotide messenger RNA. The record is from the annotation of a GenBank genome assembly. NCBI's taxonomy places the organism in Eukaryota, Viridiplantae, Streptophyta, Magnoliopsida, Gentianales, Rubiaceae.